GAGAAGAGAGAGACCAACAGCAGGGGGGUGGCUCGGGGUCUAGGUCUAGGAAAGCUCAAGCUCGUCAGUCUCUCUUCCUCCGGCCAAACCUAAGCACGUGCGUGUAGUCACCGUCUGUUUAUUUACUACCGAGCGACCCUUGUGAGCCCCGCCGACCAGCUGACCACACCCCAUCCACCCGCUUACUCAGUCAACAUUACGAGAGCCCUUUAGAGUAUGUAUGUAGGCCGAGUGGUGUAGUAGUUAAGUGAACCGAGUGACUUUACUACAACAACGGCGUCUCAGGAAACAGUGCUGCAAUAACGAGAGAGUUAACCAAUAGAAAAAGAAUUAAGCUCUGGAUGGAAAAGAGGACUGUAUGUAUGGAGGCCGAGUGAUAUAGUGCUGGUAGUAGCAGUUAGGUGACCCGAGUGACUUUACUACCGAAUACUUAGACUUUAGAGAAUAAUGCAGUGAUACGAUAACAAAGAAGUUAAAUAAUGGAAAAAAAGGAAGAUUUGGAUUGGAAAAAAGAUUGUAUAUAUACGUAAGCCAAGCAGUAGUAUUAGUUAAAAAUCGAGGGACUUUAUUAACGCCACGAAGACUUAGAGAAUAAUGCAGUGAUACGAUGCCAAAGAAGUUAACCAAUGGGAAAAAAACGGAAGAUUUGGAUUGGAAAAAAGAUUGUAUAUAUACGUAGGCCAAGCAGUAGUAUUAGUUAAAAAUCGAGGGACUUUAUUACCGCCACGAAGACUUAGAGAAUAAUGCAGUGAUACGAUACCAAGGAAGUUAACUAAUUGAUAAAAGGAAGACUUGAAUUGGAGUUACGUAGUGGUAGUAGAAGUAGUAGGAGAAUAAAGAACAUAAAGAAAGAAGGAAAGUGACAGAAAGAGAAGGAAGAAAAGAUGAGGAAUAUGGUUCAAAAGCAGAAGAAGAGAUAAAGGGGAAAGAGGAGAAUGAAGAAGAGUAUAAGGAAACGAGAAUAAGACACAUAAGCGAGGAAGUCAAGUAACAGAAAAACAGGAAUACUUAGAUUGAAAAUAAAAAAAGACUAUAUGUAUGUAGUGGUGGUGGUAUUAGCAGUGAAUCGAGUGACCUUGCUACAGCCACGAAGAUUAAAAAUGCAAUGAUACAAUGCGAAAAAGUUAUAACGUGUAGAAAAAAGGAAGAUUUGGAUUAAAAAAAAGCCUUGAGGGUGAAUGAAAGUGAGACGCUAUGGAGACGUGGGAAAAAGAGAAGUGCUGUGGAGCUUAAUUAAACACCUACAGUACUCUCCAAUUCUCUAGUUUUCAUAAUUUUCUCCAACUUUCUCUAAUGCGAUAACCAAUUUAUUCGUUGACUUUUCUCUAAUUGUGGUUUUCCUUUUAAUUAAUGUGCAUUGAUACUUUUUUUAGGAGCAGCAAGUAGCGGGCUUUUUUUUAUAUUAUUGCUUCCUUUUUUUGUGUGCCCUUGAGCUGUCUCCUAUGUUGUAAAAAAAAAAAAAACCCUUUCAUCUUUCUCCCUAAUCGCAUGACCCUAUCCCCUCCUCCCCCUCCAUCCCGACUGUUCAUUCUACAAGAUUCAGAUAAAAACAAACAGACAGAAUAAAACACAUUGAUCUGCGCUCGACAAGGCCUUCGUGAUGUAGCCAGAACAUUUAAGAACUGUGUAAGACAAAAAGAAGAAGAAAAUAAAGCUCUUCAUACACACAUUAAAAGGGAAAUCGGAAGGAAACAGAGAAGAAACAUUGAUCCGAGUUUGACAAGGCCUUCGUCAUGUAGCAAGACUCCUUAAAAUCCUUCACCGAGGGACGCUGUACACGGCUACCUCCUCCUACUCCUCCUCCUCUUCCUCCUCCUCCUUCACAUCUUAUUACUCCUUCACCUCCAUCACCUCCUUUCCUUCUCCAAGUCCUUCACCUCCUCCUCCUCCUUCACCUUCACCUACUUUCCUCUUACAUCAACCCCUUCACCUCCUCCUCCUCCUCCCCCUCCUCCUCCUCCUCCCGCUCUUCCUCCUUCACCUUCAUCUCCUCCUCCUCCUCCUCCUCCUCCCGCUCUUCCUCCUUCACCUUCAUCUUCACCUCCUCCUCCUUUCCUCCUUCAUCUUCACUUCCUCCUCCUUUCCUCCUUCAUCUUCACCUCCUUUCUUUUUCCUCCUCCGCCUCCGUCAUGGCCGCCGGGUGGGAGGGGGAUAGCAGCCUGCUCGUGAGGGUGUCCGGGGUGGUGAGGUUCUGCUGCCCCUCCCCCGUCACCUCGCUCCUCGCCCCGCCGCCGCAGCAACCCCCAGGCGACGCUGUGAUACCCGGGGGCUCGCGUCGGUCAGAGGACCCAAGUGCGGGGAGCGGCCGCUACACCAUCCUGCCCACCAUCUCCGUCGUGCCGCCCUGGGAUGACCCUGUCCACCACCCCUACCACCACCACCACCAGUCCAUCCUCGACCCCGCCCACCACAACCACCUCCACAGCCUCGCGUAUGACCAGGGUCUGAGCGAUAGUAACACGGUCCUACGCGUGAUUGCCCCCUCGCCCGUCCUGCCGCCGUCUCUCAACACCACCAGCGUCUCCACUUCUCGUCCUUCGUGGGUGGAGGACGCGGCUCUCAACGCCACGCACCGCUUCUACAACGUGUUGAGGGCGGUGCUGCACGGCGGGGAGGAGCAGCAUCCUUCGCUCAGGGGGGAGGCGCGGCGCGGCGUGGAGGUGUCUUCGGAGGAGUCGCCGCCGCUGCUGAGUGUUGACGCCGCCGCCCCCGCCGCCCUGGACCCCGCCAUUCCGCCGCUCAUACAGGUGUGCGCGGGGCUGGCGGUGGUGGUGGUGGUGAUGGUGCUGCUCUUCCACUGGCACCACAUUCGCCACGAGUGCCUCAGGGAGCGCCGCGCCCUACGCCGCCUGGCCCGACGGUACCGCGACCAACGCGACGACGACGACCACGACCUCGAGAAGAACGACACCUCGGACGUGACGCUGUGACGCACGACUCUCGCUCUUUGUCUUUCUUUAUGAAGUGUAGAGUGUAGCAGACGCGGCGCACAAGCAAGAGGUCCCAGGUUCGAUUCCCUUCAGCA
Eriocheir sinensis (Chinese mitten crab) is the source of this 3025-nucleotide messenger RNA. RefSeq lists its product as uncharacterized. The coding region runs from base 2130 to 2930 and encodes 266 amino acids. The record is from RefSeq and is a predicted model, not a curated record. The transcript is spliced from 4 exons. NCBI's taxonomy places the organism in Eukaryota, Metazoa, Arthropoda, Malacostraca, Decapoda, Varunidae.